Fraxinus pennsylvanica is the source of this 1941-nucleotide messenger RNA. The record is from the annotation of a GenBank genome assembly. Lineage: Eukaryota; Viridiplantae; Streptophyta; Magnoliopsida; Lamiales; Oleaceae.
AUGGGAGCCAACCACAGCCGGGAAGAUCUCGAGCUUGAAUCGGAAACCGAAACCGAAUCCGAGUCCGAAGAAAUCACCCGUGAACAGGAAUCCGACGACGAGGGAGAAAACUACGGUACGCCCUCCUCCUAUUCCUCCGACCAUCCAAAAUCCAAAACGCCGUCGUCUUUAGAUGAAGUUGAAUCGAGACUCAAGGCUCUGAAAAUCAAGUACAAUAACCAGGCCCAAAGUAAUUAUCCGAAGAAUUCUGUCAAGCUUUACCUCCACGUCGGUGGAAACACGCCCAACUCUAAAUGGGUCGUUUCUGAAAAAGUCACUUCUUACUCUUUCGUCAAAUCUGGCUCAGAAGAUGACGAAGAGGAUGAAGAAAAUGAAGAAUCCGACUCGACUUCUUGGUGGGUCUUGAAAAUCGGGAGGAAAGUCAGGGUGAAAGUGGAUCAAGAUUUACAGUUCAAGGCGUUUAAAGACCAGAAGCGUGUUGAUUUCGUGGCAAAUGGGGUUUGGGCAAUUAAGUUCUUUAGCCCGGAAGAGUAUGAGAGUUUCGUUGGGAAAUAUCAGGAGUAUUUGUUUGAGAAUACUUAUGGGUACGAAGCGAACGAUGCGAAUAAAGUGAAGGUUUAUGGGAAAGAUUUUCUGGGGUGGGCGAAACCAGAGGAGGCAGAUGAUUCGAUGUGGGAGGAUGCGGAGGAGAGUUUAUAUAAGACUCCCACAAAAACUCCCAUGAAAGAAAGCCAUGAUUUGAAUGAGGAGUUUGAGGAGGCUGCGGCAAAUGGUGGGGCCAUUCAGAGUUUGGCAUUAGGUGCUUUGGACAACAGUUUUCUGGUUAGUGAUUCAGGGAUUCAAGUCGUUAGGAACUAUAGCCAUGGUAUUCAAGGGAAGGGUAUCUAUGUUAAUUUUGAUGAUGGGAGGUUGAGUGGUAGGAAGAGUGUCAAUGCCAGCUAUUCGACACCAAGGAAGGCUUUGUUGAUGAGGGCUGAGACUAAUAUGCUUCUCAUGAGUCCAAUGAAUGGUGGGAUGCCACAUUCGAGGGGUUUGCAUCAGUUUGAUAUUGAAACAGGAAAAAUUGUGAGUGAGUGGAAAUUUGAGAAAGAUGGAACUGAUAUUACAAUGAGGGAUAUUACGAAUGAAAGUAAAGGAGCUCAGAUGGAUCCCUCAGGGUCUACUUUCUUGGGGCUGGAUGAUAAUAGGUUGUGUAGGUGGGAUAUGCGUGAUCGCAAUGGCAUGGUUCAGAAUAUUGCAAAUGAGAGCACUCCUGUCUUGAAUUGGACUCAGGGACACCAGUUUUCUAGGGGAACUAACUUCGAGUGUUUUGCCACAACAGGUGAUGGAUCAAUUGUGGUUGGGUCACUUGAUGGGAAGAUUAGGUUGUAUUCAAUCAGUUCUAUGAGGCAGGCCAAGACUGCUUUCCCUGGACUUGGUUCACCUAUUACUCACGUGGAUGUUACCUAUGAUGGAAAAUGGAUUUUGGGGACUACUGAUACGUAUUUGAUUCUCAUAUGCACUCUGUUUACAGACAAGGAUGGCAAAACAAAGACUGGUUUCUCCGGUCGUAUGGGGAAUAGGAUCUCAGCUCCAAGAUUGUUGAAACUGAAUCCUCUGGAUUCACACAUGGCUGGAGCAAACAAUAAGUUUCGCAAUGCUCAGUUUUCGUGGGUUACCGAAAACGGUAAACAGGAGCGCCACCUUGUCGCCACCGUGGGCAAGUUCAGUGUUAUAUGGAACUUCCAACAGGUGAAGAACAGUUCUCAUGGAUGUUAUCUGAAUCAGGUAGGAUUGAAAAGCUGCUACUGCUACAAGAUAGUUCUGAAAGAUGACUCUAUUGUCGAUAGUCGUUUCAUGCAUGAGAAAUUUGCAGUCAGCGACUCACCCGAGGCACCACUCGUGGUUGCAACCCCCAUGAAAGUUAGCUCCUUCAGCAUAUCUAGCAGGUUGCGCAUGUAA